Messenger RNA from Phragmites australis (common reed), 4578 nucleotides. RefSeq lists its product as uncharacterized. Bases 329 to 4126 code for a protein of 1265 amino acids. Gene Ontology annotation, molecular function: protein kinase activity; ATP binding; protein binding. Gene Ontology annotation, biological process: signal transduction; protein phosphorylation. The transcript is spliced from 9 exons. Gene Ontology annotation, cellular component: cytoplasm. NCBI's taxonomy places the organism in Eukaryota, Viridiplantae, Streptophyta, Magnoliopsida, Poales, Poaceae. The record is from RefSeq and is a predicted model, not a curated record.
CCUGAUCGACCCCGCCGCGUAUAAGGCCGCGCCGUGUCCCGCAUGGGCGCACGGCGAAAGCGCAGCGGGUCAGGCACGAGCUUGGAGUGGGGCCACCAGAGAAGUUAUCCCGCGCCGCACCACCGGUCCACCGCCGAUUCCGCGAUUCGGUUCGGUGCCGCCGCAGUGGAGCCCGGCCCGGGCGCGGACGAGAGUGGCAAGUGGGAGAACCCCGCGAGAGUCGCGUCGCGCCUUCCCCUUCCGCCGUCCCGCUGCGCCUCGGUGAGGUGGUGCGCGUGCGCGGGCGGAGGAGAAGGGGUGAGUGGGAGCCCUGGGAGAGAAGGCGGCGAUGGCGAGCAGGGGAGGCGGGGUGGCGGGGUUGGGGGACCCGAGCAGCCCGGGCGCCGCGCGGGGGUCGGGGGAGGAGGACGCAGGGGCGGGGAAGGUGAAGCUGAUGUGCAGCUUCGGGGGCCUGAUCGCGCCGAGGCCCGGGGACGGGGCGCUGCGGUACGUGGGCGGCCAGACGCGGCUCAUCUCCGUCGCCCGCACCGCCUCCUUCGGGGAGUUCCUGCGGAAGGUGGAGGCGGUGGACGAGGCUGCCGCGGCCUCCGGCGGGGUGCUCCUCAAGUACCAGCUCCCCGGGGAGGACCUCGACUCGCUCAUCUCCGUGUCGGACCCCGAGGAUUACGAUAACAUGAUGGAGGAGUACGAGAAGCUGGCCGCCGCCGCGCCCGAUGGCUCCGCCAAGCUCCGGGUGUUCCUGUUCCCUGCCUCCGGGGGCGACGCGGCGGGGGAGCACGACUCCGGCGCCGGCUCGGGCUCCCACCUCGCCGCGGCCGUCGACGAGUCGGGGGAGCGGUACAUCGACGCCAUCAACUGCGUCUCUGCGGAGGCCGUCGCGGCCAUGCGCCGGAAGGACAGCGUCGCCAGCGCCGGGUCCUCGGCGCACAACUCCGGUGCCUCCGAGUUCAGCGGCCUUGCGGAAGGUAUGUCGCCGCGGGCGGUGCCGCCGCCUCCUUCCGUUCCGUCCGAAUAUUCGUAUUCAGGUGGAGCCCAUUACCAUAAUGCUUUCCCGGAAUCGGUGGGGUUCAGUGCCGUCACGGUGUCAGCUCCGGCGAUGGGCAUCCCGGCGCAGAAUCCCAUCUUGCUUAGGACAGAGCCAUCAACGCUGCAGCCUCAUCAAGUUGCUGCUUCUUAUGCGACGUCGCAUCAGCCUUCUCAAGUACCUUCUUAUGCGCCGCACCAGCCGCCUCAAGUUGCCACUUAUGUGGCACACCAGCAGCCUCAGGUUGCUUCGUAUGUGCAGCAGAUGCCUCAACCGUAUAUAGAGCCGCAGCAAGUCCAAUACAUCAAUCCGCAACAAUUUAGUGUGCAUGGUGUGCCGCAAUCUGUCAAUUUUAUGCCCGUGCAAAUGAGCCGGUUUGUGCCUAGCAUUCCAGUGACGACUUCUAUGGCGACCUCUGCUUCUCAAUUUGGUACGUUGAGGCCUGUUUCUGCAGGCGCAGAGCCUGUUCUGGAGAACAUGCAUUUCACAAGGCCAGUGCAAGCUCCGGUUGAUCGGAACUACCGAGUGCUGCAGACACCACUGUCGCAGCUUCCUCCUUUGCCUUCUGUGCAUUUGCAGAGAAGUGAUGCACAGAGAUACGGUGUUCAACCAGUGGUGACAAGCACAAUAAGCACGCCAGUGGCGACGAGCCCAGGGACAAUUCCUGUGGUGGUUAGCUCGGCCACCAUUCCAUCAAUGAGGUAUGAUGAUUGCACAAUGUGCCAGAAAGCAUUGCCGCACGCCCAUUCAGAUAACAUGAUCCAGGAGCAGGGAAAUCAUCGUGCAGUGAGCAACCCUGAGGCCGCUUCAAUGUUUUACAGCCUGCAUCAAGAUAGUGCAUCCAGCAAACUUAGUCCAGGUCCUGCUAAUUAUGUGUCAGAACCAAGAGCUGAGAACACAGCAGGGAUGGCUCAAUUUGAGCCGAUACCUCCUACCAGAAAACCUGUAGUCCAGGCAACUGCAUCUCCAGAUACAGGUGUGCUGGUUCAACCCACCAUGGUUGCUUUACCAGUUUCUAGUGCACCUGCUCCAAAUGGAGCAUUUGUGGGUCAUCCUCCACAGUCUCGGGCGGCAGAUCCUUUCAGGUACCAGCAGCAGCCGUACUCUUAUAGCAUGCAACCAUCACAAGUCCCAGUGCAUGGCCCACAAGGGAUUGAUGCCAGUGCAUAUAAUAAUUCUAAUCAUCCAGUAGUGGAGCUGCUUAGAGAAUAUGGUCGUGAUCUUCCUCAUGAUUAUGCCAAAGCUAUUGAUGCCCGUGUGCAAGCAGUUCAUUUGGGUCCUAUUGCCCCUCCAGAAUCUAGUGUGCAAGGAAAGCCUGCUAUUCCUCAUGGUACCAUUGGCGGCGCAAAAGUUGAGAUGCCACCGGUGAAUAUUGAUGGUAGUUCUGUCUUCAAAUCUCAAGCUGGAGGGUAUCAUAUGGGAAUUACAAAUGCCUUUACUACUCCUGCUUUGAUCCAAGACGACAGCCUUGCGAGUCAUAAUGAACAACCACCUUCUGCUUUCAAUGUUGGUGCACGAAAUGUUCAUCCUGACAUUAGCCAGCAUCCACUCAAUGUGCCUGUCCCGAACAACCUUAAAGUGCCAGUCGAACCACCUGUUUCCAAUGAAAGGUUUCCUGUGAGGGCACCUUACUCUGGUGCUCAGGUUCCUGCUGGACCUCCUCCACAGCAUCCUAGGGAUAUGCUGAAUCACCUUGUUUCUGCUGCCCCUAAUGGCAGUAGUAAAAUUCCAUUGCAGGCUACUGCCGGUAUUGAUCGUGUUGAAGCUACACGGGAACCAGCUUACACAGGUUCACUUUUCUCAAACCAGGAUCCUUGGAACGCAGUGGGAAAUGCUUCUGUAGUGCCUCCAAGACCGAACAAGUUAGCUAAGGAACCUGUUGUUUCUGGAGAUCAAUAUGUGGAUGGCCAUGUGGUUGACAUCAACAGUUCAAAUGCUGCCACACUCUUAAAAGAGGGCAAUCUUUCACACAUUCGGGACCCGAGUUUUAAAGAUAUUCACACAGUUAAACUGAACAAAGGAUUUGGAGAAGAAAGUAUUAAGCAACAAUUACAAGCUGUUGCUGAAGGGGUGGCAGCAUCAGUUCUUCAGUCACCCUAUCCUGACAAAACAGCUGCACUGUCUGGGGAUCAUGUUGAUUCACACGGAGAAGUAACUGAUGCAAAAGUUCAGGAUGAGGGGAAUGAUCAGUUAGACAAAUCAAGCCAAGGAGUUCAAGUUUUAGAUGACAUCGAUAACCUUCAGAUAAUAAAGAACAGUGAUCUUGAGGAAUUGCGCGAACUGGGUUCUGGAACCUUUGGUACUGUUUACCAUGGAAAAUGGAGAGGAUCUGAUGUUGCUAUAAAGAGAAUCAAUGAUCGUUGCUUUGCUGGGAAGGCAUCUGAGCAAGAGCGCAUGAGGACCGAUUUCUGGAAUGAAGCAGGCAAGCUUGCAUCUUUGCACCAUCCAAAUGUUGUAGCCUUUUAUGGUGUUGUUGUAGAUGGGCCAGGAGGAUCUGUUGCAACGGUAACCGAGUACAUGGCUAAUGGUUCACUCCGACAGGCAUUGCAAAGACAUGAAAACAGGAUAUUCGAUCGGCGUAGGCGUCUACUGAUUGCAAUGGAUGUUGCAUUUGGUAUGGAAUAUUUGCAUGGGAAGAAUAUUGUGCAUUUCGACUUGAAGAGUGACAAUCUGCUCGUCAACCUAAGAGAUCCUCAACGCCCUAUAUGCAAGGUUGGUGAUUUGGGCUUGUCAAAGGUUAAAUGCCAGACGCUAAUCUCUGGUGGAGUGCGAGGAACACUUCCUUGGAUGGCCCCUGAGCUGUUGAAUGGCAGCAGCAGCCUCGUCUCUGAAAAGGUCGAUGUUUUCUCAUUUGGAAUUGUGAUGUGGGAGCUACUUACUGGUGAGGAGCCUUAUGCCGAAUUGCACUAUGGCGCCAUUAUAGGUGGGAUCGUGAACAACACGCUGCGACCUCCCGUGCCCGAGUCCUGCGAUCCCCAGUGGAGGUCAUUGAUGGAGCAGUGCUGGUCAUCCGAACCGUUAGUAAGGCCGAGCUUCACAGAGAUCGGCAAGAGCCUGCGCGCCAUGGCAACUUCUCCUAACAAGGCGCAGCAACAGAAAUAGAUGCCGUAGCUCUCGCCCUUCUGUUCAGCGGCCUGUCUCCUCCGCAACCUGGGAGGUGUCAGUCCGUGUCAUGGUUGGUUGGAUUUUGUACAUCAAUAAGGUAAAAGAUAAGAGAACAUGGCAUGCUUGUAGAGUUAUAGAGUCGAUGUAUGCUUGAUGCUUCCUGUCGUGCUUUUCCCAUGGGCCAUGACCCAUGGCAGCCCUAAUGUAAGAGUGGACCGUGAGCAUGUACACGAUGAGGUGUUGUAGCAGCGGUCGGUAAAUCUCAUGUACCGGCGUCCAUUGCACCCUCGUGUUCAUGGUUUAUCUCGAUUCUGUCGUUUUGAUUUGAUGUGCCAGCGCGGUGAGAAAAAGUGCUGUCUAAGCCUUCUGAGUCACAUGGAUAGUGACGUUUUAUGUAAGUUAGGGCAUUUUUCAUAGUUAUAAAUAGCUAUUAUCUUUUAACAGAGAAA